UUUACUUGUUCCAUAGCAAAGUGUUAUGCUUCAUGAUAUGGUCAAAUCGUCAUGCAGUGUGACUGUCAGUAGAGGCAAUGGAGAUAUAGAAGAUGUAUGGGAACGUGAGUUAGUUCCUGGUGAUGUGUUGAUUAUACCACCUCAUGGCUGUUCAAUGACCUGUGAUGCUGUCUUACUCAGUGGUAACUGUAUUGUAAAUGAGAGUAUGUUAACAGGUGAAUCAGUACCAGUAACUAAGACACCAUUACCACAUUCUGUAGAAGAAGGACAAUUAAUUUAUAAUUCAAAUGAAUACAAAAGGCAUACACUGUUCUGUGGAACUGAGGUCAUACAAACUCGAUUUUAUGGAAGUGAAAAAGUCAAAGCUGUUGUUGUGAGUACAGGAUUCAAUACAGCUAAAGGUACACUUGUGAGGGCUAUUCUAUAUCCAAAACCAAUGGACAUUAAACUGUAUCGAGACUCUAUGCGGUUUAUUGGUGUCAUGUUUUUAUUAG
This is a messenger RNA of Saccoglossus kowalevskii, 494 nucleotides long. Its product is annotated as polyamine-transporting ATPase 13A3-like. Gene Ontology annotation, biological process: polyamine transmembrane transport; intracellular calcium ion homeostasis. The record is from RefSeq and is a predicted model, not a curated record. Gene Ontology annotation, molecular function: ATP hydrolysis activity; ATPase-coupled monoatomic cation transmembrane transporter activity; ATP binding. Gene Ontology annotation, cellular component: late endosome membrane. NCBI's taxonomy places the organism in Eukaryota, Metazoa, Hemichordata, Enteropneusta, Harrimaniidae.